UUAUCUAUGACACCUUUGCCACAACCAGCCUCGGUAUUCAUCUUCUAUAUCGGGCAAAAAUUUCCGUGUCCAGUCCUUAUACCUUAUCUAUCCAUCUACAGUACAUGUUUGACAUCUGAACGCGACCUUCCCUCUCCCUAUACUCUUUGUCUUUUGUUUACUUUUUUCUUUAAUAUUUUUGUUACUUUUUUUGGACGGAAUUGUCAUUAACAGAGUCGUAAAGAAAGCUCUAGUUCAUCUUGGAAAGAACGACAUUAUUUUAAUUUCUCAAUCGUCUACGCGGGCAGUGUUUCGUCCGAUAUUUAUACACUCUAUCUAUCUUUUUAGGGUGGCUUGAUUCUCCAAUACUCCAUAUUCAAUUAUGUCUGAGAUUGAUCGAAAGACUAGUGAAGAAAAGAAGGUGUUUGACUCUGCCGAGUCAAAUACCACUACCUUUCAGACUACAGAGGCUAAAAUAUACCCUUCGGAAAGCCGCAACACAUUCUAUGAUAAGUCUCCUGAAGCGGAGGAGGGCUUUUUUGAAAAGAUAGUUAAUGACUUCAAACCUCCUGCUACUGGUCGCCCUGAUGGGGUGGGCUUGAAACGCAAGCUAAAGAAUCGGCACAUGCAAAUGAUUUCUAUUGGAGGUGCCAUUGGUAGUGGCUUGUAUGUCAGCUCAGGAAAUUCACUUGCCGAUGGCGGUGCUGCUUCCGUCAUCAUAAAUUAUUCGUUAACCGGUAUUAUGAUGUUUUUUACCAUUUAUGCUUUGGGUGAAAUGGCCGUGGCAUAUCCCGUAGCUGGUGGUUUCAACACAUAUGCAUCUCGGUUUAUCGAUCCUGCUUGGGGUUUUUCCCUUAGUUGGAACUACUUCAUUAACUACUUUGUGACAUUUCCUUUAGAGCUUACGACAUGCGCCAUUACAUUUAGAUUUUGGACGGACAUAAACAGCGCCGCUUGGAUUUCUAUCUUUUUAGUAACAGUCAUUAUAAUUAAUUUGCUUGGUGUUCGUGCGUAUGGUGAAGUUGAAUUUGUCUUAAGUUUUAUAAAGGUUAUCGCUACACUUGGCUUUGUUAUUUUGGCUAUUAUCAUUGAUUGCGGAGGUGUACCGACUGAUCAUCGUGGUUAUAUUGGUGGUAGUAUUAUCAAGCAUAAUAGCUUCCGCAAUGGAUUCAAGGGUUUUUGUUCAGUUUUUGUCGCUGCAGCUUUCUCCUUUUCUGGUACGGAAGUUAUUGGUUUGGCUGCAGCUGAAACUGAUAAUCCCAAGAAAACCUUACCCAAAAGUGUCCGCCAGAUCUUUUGGAGAAUUGCAUUGUUUUACGUUGUUUCUCUUUUAAUGAUUGGCCUUUUGAUUGAUCCCGAGGAUCCUAAUCUUAUGGGGAAUCAAUCCGGUACCAGUACUUCUCCAUUUGUUCUGGCUAUACAGGAAGCAAAGAUUAAAGGCCUUCCCUCUGUUUUUAACGCCGUAAUUGUUAUUUCCGUUAUUUCUGUAACAAAUACUAGCACAUAUACGGCUGGACGUACCCUCCAUGGUAUGGCCACUCUAAAGCAUGCCCCAAAACUUUUUGUUUACACCGAUCGUCUAGGCCGUCCCUUAAUUGCUAUGUUGGUAGUCUUAGCUUUCGGGUUUUUUGCCUUUAUAAACGAAGCAAACAAGAAUGGAAAUGAUAUUAGUGAUACCGUGUUUAACUGGCUACUUGCUCUUACUGGUUUAUCUAACUUUUUCUGUUGGGGUAGCAUUUGCCUUUCACAUAUUAUUUUUCGCAUUGCCUUUAAGAAACAAGGUCGCUCAUUGAAUGAAUUAGCAUUUGUUUCCCCAAUGGGCAUUUGGGGUUCUUGCAUUGGACUUAUUUUCAACAUUUUGUGUCUUAUGGCCCAAUUUUAUGUAUCACUGUUUCCUCUCGGGGGUAAGCCUAAUGCCAAUGAUUUUUUCCAAGGAUACUUGGCUGCUGUUGUUGCUAUAGUUUUCUUCGUUGGAUAUAAAAUUUAUGAUCGCCGUUGUAUUCCAAAUCUUUCUCAAUUAGAUCUGGAUACUGGUUUUCACUCUGCUGAGUUUUACAACAGUUUCGAUGGAUCAGAAAAUGAGCCAAAGAAAGAAAAAGGUGUCUUCAAAAAAACGUUGGAGUUCUUUUGCUAAUUAUGAACGUUAAGCAAAAAGUCCUUUGUUAAGGGAGAAGUGUGAGAUCGGGUUUCUCUUUUUUUAUGUAAUGCAUUGUCAAAUCCGCGUUAAUUUAGGUGUCGUUCAUUUGACUGAACGAAAGAGUCAUAUGGGCACGUUAAAGAGUUUAACUUAUUAGUCUUUUUUGUUCGUUUAAAAGGUUACGAAUUAAUAUAAGAGAAAAUAAAAAGGUUGAAAGUUUGAAAAUGAAUACAAUGGGCUGGCUUUCUUUUUUGUUUGAUCUUAUAUUUCUAAAUUAUUUUUAGGUGUUUAGAACAGUAAAAAAAAAUAAGAAUUUAUUAGCAUAAUAUGAAAUCCUUUUUCUGAC
This is a messenger RNA of Schizosaccharomyces cryophilus OY26, 2462 nucleotides long. RefSeq names its product cationic amino acid transporter Cat1. The transcript has a single exon. The coding region runs from base 362 to 2113 and encodes 583 amino acids. Gene Ontology annotation, cellular component: membrane. Gene Ontology annotation, biological process: amino acid transmembrane transport. Lineage: Eukaryota; Fungi; Ascomycota; Schizosaccharomycetes; Schizosaccharomycetales; Schizosaccharomycetaceae. Gene Ontology annotation, molecular function: amino acid transmembrane transporter activity. The record is from RefSeq and is a predicted model, not a curated record.